Molecule: messenger RNA, 2232 nt
Organism: Fusarium coffeatum
Lineage: Eukaryota; Fungi; Ascomycota; Sordariomycetes; Hypocreales; Nectriaceae
Exons: 3
Coding region: 1-2232 (743 amino acids)
Molecular function (GO): protein binding
Source: RefSeq, a predicted model, not a curated record
AUGGAUAUCAAAGAUGUCUCAAACGAGAGCCAGUACAUCGGCUACCUGAAGCAAAUUCAGGCCGCUGCAGAACGGGCAGCCCGAAGAAAGGGUCAAGCCGUGAGAGAUCACCCCCCUUCUCAACAACUCGUCUCGUCCUUCAUGAUGAAGCUCAUGGCCAGCUCAUAUCGCCCUCAGUCGACCGAAAACACAAUCGCUACCACGCAGGUCCCAGCGCCUUAUCCACCUUGCAUUCUUUCUGCCAAUGACCUGGAACCCAUCAUGAUCUCUGAUAUGAGACUCGAAACCCAUCAUCGAGGGAAGAAGAUCAUGCUCCGCGUCCUCACGCCCCCCGAUCGUAUUACGGCUGUGAUGGCCAUUGUGGAGGAUGAGAAGGGAACCGCUGUGUUGCUCCAGCUCUAUCACCAGCCUGACGAGACUAUCGUCCCUGCCACUGAGAUCCUCAAGCCAAACAUGGUCUACAUCCUCAAAGAACCCUUUUUCAAAUGUGCCACGGACGGUACAUACUCGCUGAGAGUCGACCAUCCUAGUGAUAUUAUCCGGCUAGACGGAGCUGACGACCGCAUUCCCUCGCACUGGAGGCCAUCGAUGGUGAUCUCAGACAAGAACAGCACUGACAUUCGAAAGCAAGGCAACAAAGCUGUACAGGCUAAGAAAUGGGCUGAAGCACUGCGACUGUACUCUUUAGCUAUUCAAGCGGGUCAAACUUUGGAAGAGAGACAGCUCGCUUUCCUCAACCGCUCGCUUGCAAACCUGAACCUGGAUCGACCGAAGCAGGCCUUGUUGGAUAUCGAGCAAGCCACCAAUCCUGCCAUGCCAUCCGAAAAGUCACUCUUCCGCAAGGCUCGAGCAUUGUAUGAGCUCGGUGAAUAUCAGCAGAGUCUCGAGACAUUGGAGAAACUUACACAGUUGUUCCCAGAAAAUAAUGCAGCCAGCUCCGAGAAAGAUCGGAUCAACGAGCGACUCAAAGAACAGCAGACAGGCGAGUACGAUUUCAAGCAAAUGUAUAAGCAGGCUGAAAUCACACCUCCCUUCAUCGACUGUGCCACCUUCUCGGCGCCGGUUGAGAUUCGCGAGUCGCCUGACCAGGGCAAAGGGCUCUUCACCACCAAGGCGGUCUCAGCGGGAGAGCUCCUUCUCUGCGAAAAGGCGUUCGCCUAUAGCUUUGCUGGCGAUGAGCAAUCCAGAAAACAGACCAAAAUCCUGAUGAAUCUUGCCACCAAGAGGAUGGUAAUGGGUGGCCAGGCACAGCUCUUGACCUUGAUUGUACAGAAACUGUACCACAACUUGUCGUUGUCCGCUGAGUUUGGAGACCUUCACCACGCCGAUUACCGAAAGGCCACGGUCUUGGAGACUGACGGUACCCCUGUAGUCGAUUCAUUCCUGGUAGAAAAGAUUACCUCCCUUAAUAAUUUUGGUGCUCCGAGGACAAGUCGCGAGUCAUUCCUCCGGGCAACAUCCAGCAGCAAAGAUAUGACGGGUGGCAAAGACUUCGAGUACACAACCUCGGGCAUUUGGCUCCUCGCGUCUCGUAUCAAUCAUUCCUGUGUGGGCAACUGUCGACGCUCCUUCAUCGGAGACAUGCAAAUCGUGCGCGCGACGAGGGACCUCGCUGCUGACACUGAACUAUUCUUCUCCUAUCGUCUUCCUGUGCCCUUUGAAUCUUACCAAGAGGCCCAAAGGGGCUUUAAAAACUGGGGGUUCACGUGCGACUGCGAGCUGUGUUUGCGUAAGAAAGCCACGUCUAAGUCCGUCCUCCAGAAACGCAAGGCAUUUGCCGACGACCUCCAGAGGCUCCUUGGUCAUCCUGACUCGGGCAACGGAGCCAAGGCGAUUCGACUCAUCAAGGCUCUCGAGAAAACCUACCCGGCAAACAACGACUGCGCCUUCCGGCUAGAAUUCUAUGACGUCUACUUCGCCUUCGGCGCCCACCUGAUGAAGGACAACCAGCUAAAUGAUGCAGCCAAAAUGAUCCUCAAGGGCCUCGAGGCCCUGGGACACAGCAUCAUUGCAUGUCCGCCCAAUGACAUUACGGAUCGGCCACGACUCGAAAUCAAACGAUGGGGGGUGGCGAGUGACGCUGCGCCAUGGGCAUUCUACAACCUUGCGAAUGUGUAUCGCCAACUUGCUCCUGAACUAUGCUUGGCUGCAGAGCAUUACGCUGAAGUAUCUUAUGCCAUGGUUGUGGGCGAGAAGGAAACCUGGCCUGAGGUGUUUUCGGGUUCUUCGUGA